AUGAGAGGAAGCAUUGGCACAGAUACCCAGGCCAUGUGGCCGUUGUUGUCUGUGCUCACUGGGAUGACAUUCGACGUUACUGUGGUGGGUGAAGAGAUGUGUAAGUCACUUGCGACCAACCGUGUCGUGUGGGACCGACGAGAAAAGGAAGCAGAAGGAGUGCCACGGCCGAUGCCAGGUUGUGUCAGGGUGGGGUUUGGCGAUGGAGACCGAAUGACCCCGCGGUUGUUCCUGAUUGUUGCGUUACAGACAGUGGAUCAGUUGAUGGGCAGGGAAGACACGUUGUUCUGCCGAGAGCAAAUCCAAUUGGAAGAUAGCAAUGUGCAGCCGAUCGUGAGACUGGACCUGGAAGGCGCCGUCAACUACAUGUACUUCCAGCAGGCUGCUGACGAGUCUGAGAGAGUCCGGAUGGCUCAAAAGGUCUUGGCAAAAUUGGCCGAGGAAGGCAAAUUGACCGAGGCCGACUUGAUAAGUUCGGAUCACCCAGUAGUUCCCGGUGACCCAGUAGUUCCCGGUGACCCAGUAGUUCCCGGUGACCCAGUAGUUCCCGGUGACCCAGUAGUUCCGGGAAUAACUCCGUUAACCACAUCGAUGCAGAGCAUGAGCCACUUGCGGGAGGCACUAUUAAAGAGCUACAGAACGCUUGAGCCCUCGGGUGAAUACAAGUCGUCUUGUUGGAAGGGUAUUUGUCGUCCGAUGUUGGCAAUCAGUGAAGGUCGUGUGGUGGUUGCCCUUCACAGAGAGCAACUGUGUGGCCGCUGCGAGCCAGGUCCAGUUGUAAGCCUGCCGGUGCCGAACCGGUUGAUCACCACCGUGUUGGCAACGGGUAGCGAGGAGACGAAAUGCGUGAUUCCGAGCGACCAUCUAGUGCCCGUUAAUGAGUGGGCGGUGCCGAUCGAGAAGUGGAUAGCAAGUGAAAAAAUACCGGCGCCGAAGGGCGUCAGGGGCGCGUGGAAGGAACAUGUCGCGCGCAUAAAGGCGGAGGUACAGCUGGAAGCGGAACAGCAAGACGUCAAGAUGACGGCGUUCCCGUGGCUGCACACUUGGGAGCCUGAGCAGGGUAGUGGGACAUCCUGGCCGGAUCCGCUCACCCCAGUACGAACGACCAGCUCCGUUAUUCAAGGCGACCUGGAUGACCGUAUCAAGUAUUGGCGAGUUGCCAACCUCGGAGACUUCCUCAAGUCCUACCGGCUCUCUCCCCGACUUGUCACACGACUCGCAGAUGACGCGCUUACCCUUGUCGGCGGAGCCCGAGUCACGAGUCCUGGCCAAACCGGCUGGUACAUUGGCAGCUACGCACAAGCAUACGUCGUACUCGAGUCCAUAGGCAAUACUUCUACACUACGCCUCGCUACCGUCCCUUUCUGCCUCACCGCCAAAAACGAUGAAGACGCCGCCGACAGACAGCUGAGAUUCUGGGACCAAGUGCGAAUCGAUGCAGGCUGUGACGACUUUGACAACUACGCGCCCACGCCAGGCGUGUCGGCUGACUGA
Molecule: messenger RNA, 1494 nt
Organism: Gregarina niphandrodes
Lineage: Eukaryota; Apicomplexa; Conoidasida; Eugregarinorida; Gregarinidae
Exons: 1
Coding region: 1-1494 (497 amino acids)
Source: RefSeq, a predicted model, not a curated record